UGACCUUUGUCCUUGGCUCCGUUUCCCAAUAAUCCUGUCAUGUCGAUGACCACGACCGCAUGGCCGGCCUUAUGGCCAGGCUUCUCGUCAUUUUCCUCGAGUACAAUUUACCCGCCGUAUCCUUGCUGGCGACGGUCACGGGCUCCAACGAACUAUCGGAGGGAAUGAUACUGGCUCUCGUGUUCCUGUUCGCGUUGCUGGGAUGAAUUCGAAGUUAUCCCGCGCGCUCCGCAUAUAAAUACCGACGUGGAAGGUCAUGGAUUCCGUGUACUCCACUCAUGGCGCCCCUCCGCUCAUUUCCAGGCGCGCUAGUGGGCGCGCUCGCCCUCUUGCGCGCCGUGAAUGCCCAGGACGACUUCGCCUCGGACUGCUCGGCAUUCAUCGACAAGAUAAGCCUCGACAACGUCACCGUCACCUCGACCGACUUCGUGGCAGCGGGUACUAACUUGACCGUGUACGUCCCUGCCUCGUGCGGGUCGCCGUCGUAUCAGGUCGUCAGCACCGACCUCUGUCGUGCGACCAUGAACGUCACGACCUCUGAGCGCAGCGGCAUACGUCUCGAGGCCUGGUUCCCGCAGAACUACACUGGCCGCUUCCUGAGCACCGGUAAUGGUGGUAUCGGAGGAUGCAUCCAGUACAGCGACAUCGACUAUGCCGCCUCUCUAGGCUUCGCCGCCGUCGGCGCGAACAAUGGUCACGACGGGAUGACCGGCGAGCCCUUCCUCAACAACCCGGACGUCGUCACCGACUACUCCUGGCGCUCGCUGCACACGGGCGUCGUCGUCGGCAAGCAGUUGACCGAGACCCUCUAUGGCGCCCCGCACAACAAGUCGUACUACCUUGGCUGCUCUACUGGAGGCCGGCAGGGCUUCAAGGCCGUGCAGGACUUCCCGGAUGACUUUGACGGUAUUGUGGCGGGUGCCCCGGCGUUCGCAUUCAAUGGGCUGCAGUAUUGGAGCGGCUCGUUCCUGCCUGUCACCGGAACCCCGCAGGACCCAACAUUCGUGCCCACGGAUUUUUGGGCGCAGAACAUCCACGCGGAGGUACUUAAGCAGUGUGAUUCGCUCGACGGCGCGACCGAUGGCGUCCUGGAGAACCCGGAUCUGUGCGAGUUCGACUUAACCCCGCUCGUCUGCACCGACGGCAACACGACCGGCUGCCUGACCGAGACACAGGCGGAGACCGUGCGCACCGUGCUCAGCCCCAUCUACGACAAGAACGGCACCCUCGUAUACCCACGCAUGCAGCCGGGCGCAGAGGUUCUUGCUGGCCGUGCACAGUUCGGGGGCCAGCCCUUCCUGUACUCCACGGAUUGGUACCGCUACGUCGUAUACAACGACACCACCUGGGACCCCAUGACCCUCUCCCUCGACGACUACGCCAUCGCCCGCGCCCAGAACCCCGCCAACGUCGAGACCUUCGAGGGCAAUAUAUCCGCCUUCGCGGCCUCCGGCAGCAAGGUCCUGCACUAUCACGGGCUCAUGGACGGUCUCAUCUCUUCGGAAAACUCCAAGCGGUACUACAAGCUCGUGCAGGAUACGCUCGCAAAGGGGCCCUCCGAACUCGACGAGUUCUACCGCUUCUUCCCCAUCAGCGGUAUGUCGCACUGCAGCGGCGGCGAUGGCACGCACCGCAUCGGGAACGUCGCAGGUGCGGCGGGUACAAGCGCGGACGAGAACGUGUUAAUGUCGAUGGUGCGGUGGGUGGAGGAGGGCGUGGCGCCAGAGGUCGUGCGCGGUGCGGACGCGAACGGGAGGUACUGGCGUGCGCACUGCAAGUGGCCGAAGACGAACAAGUACGUUGGGCCAGGGGAUUACGAGGACGAGGCGGCCUGGCAGUGUUCUUAAAGCCCGGGGACUCGGAGCACACCUACAAUACUCGCAGCGGUCAGAGACCUAAUUUGCUGUACCUCUGAUUUUGAUUAAGAUAGCAUACUGUAUGUGCGUCCGUACAAAACCUUCCAUAACGGGAUGAAACGGAGCCACGUGCUUGCUCCUACCGCGAGCCAAAUCACAGCCAAACUCUGAGCCCUAAUGCGGAUAACGCCUACUAU
This is a messenger RNA of Schizophyllum commune H4-8, 2053 nucleotides long. Its product is annotated as tannase and feruloyl esterase. NCBI's taxonomy places the organism in Eukaryota, Fungi, Basidiomycota, Agaricomycetes, Agaricales, Schizophyllaceae. Bases 279 to 1847 code for a protein of 522 amino acids. The transcript has 3 exons. The record is from RefSeq and is a predicted model, not a curated record.